GUGCUGCCGCGCCGCGUCUCCGCCACCCCUGCCGCCUCCGCUGCCUCCGCCGCCCUGCAGGGCCCCCGCUCCCAACGGCGCCGGCCCGCGUCCCACGUCCCGGAGUCCCGGCUGCUGCGAGAUGACGCUCAAGUCCGGCGAGGGCGAGGGCGGGGGCGGCAUGCGCUCGGCGCUCUCCGAUCUCUACCUGGAGCACUUGCUGCAGAAGCGCAGCCGGCCCGAGGCUGUGUCCAGCCAGCUGAACACUGUGACUGAGGACAUGUACGCCAACGGGUCUGCGGCCCCAGGGAGCCCUGCCCAGGCCAAGGGGAAGGAGGUACGGAGAGUGCGGCUCAUACAGCUGGAGAAGGUCACGGAGGAGCCCAUGGGAAUCACGCUGAAACUGAAUGAGAAACAGUCCUGUACCGUGGCCCGGAUUCUUCAUGGUGGCAUGAUCCAUAGGCAGGGCUCCCUUCAUGUGGGGGAUGAGAUCCUAGAAAUCAAUGGCACAAAUGUGACUAACCACUCAGUAGACCAGCUGCAGAAGGCUAUGAAAGAAACCAAAGGAAUGAUCUCAUUAAAAGUGAUUCCCAACCAGCAAAGUCGUCUUCCUGCACUACAGAUGUUCAUGAGAGCACAGUUUGACUACGAUCCCCAAAAGGACAGUCUGAUCCCUUGCAAGGAGGCGGGACUAAAGUUUGUUACUGGGGACAUUAUCCAGAUCAUCAACAAGGAUGACAGCAACUGGUGGCAGGGGUGGGUGGAAGGCUCCUCCAAGGAGUCCGCAGGACUGAUCCCUUCCCCCGAGCUGCAGGAAUGGCGAGUGGCGAGUGUGGCUCAGUCUGCUCCGAGUGAAGCCCCGAGCUGCAGUCCGUUUGGGAAGAAGAAGAAGUACAAAGACAAGUACCUGGCCAAGCACAGCUCAAUUUUUGACCAGUUGGAUGUUGUUUCGUAUGAGGAAGUUGUUCGGCUCCCUGCGUUCAAGAGGAAGACCUUGGUGCUGAUUGGGGCCAGCGGGGUGGGGCGCAGCCACAUUAAGAAUGCCCUGCUCAGCCAGAAUCCGGAGAAGUUCGUGUACCCUCCCCCAUACACAACACGGCCACCGAGGAAGAGCGAGGAAGACGGGAAGGAGUACCACUUCAUCUCAGCGGAGGAGAUGACCCGGAACAUCUCUGCCAACGAGUUCUUGGAGUUUGGCAGCUACCAGGGCAACAUGUUCGGGACCAAGUUUGAAACCGUGCACCAGAUUCAUAAGCAGGACAAGAUUGCUAUCCUCGACAUUGAGCCCCAGACCCUGAAGAUUGUUCGGACAGCAGAGCUUUCCCCUUUCAUUGUGUUCAUUGCGCCUACUGACCAGGGUGCACAGACGGAAGCCCUACAGCAGCUGCGGAAGGACUCUGAGGCUAUCCGCAGCCAGUAUGCUCACUACUUUGACCUCUCUCUGGUCAAUAACGGUGUUGAUGAAACCCUUCAGAAACUACAAGCCGCCUUUGAGCAGGCCUGCAGCUCUCCACAGUGGGUGCCUGUCUCCUGGGUUUACUAAGCUUGCAGCACGGGAAGCUAGUGUCCCUCUCUUCACAUUUGAACUCCAUGUCCCUUGCUUUAACAAAAAAGGGCUGCUUCAACUAGUUCUGUCAGCUUCCAGCUCUCUGCAACUGUCCCAGAUAGGCUGCUAGGACCAUCCCUCACUCAGGCUCCCGAAGGCCUGGGUUUCCUUUUCCUGAUGAUGGGGUCCUACUGAUCUGGAUCUCAAAAAGCUAUCUGGAAAUUGGGAAUAAGAAGUACUACCAAAAUCCAGCUGCUAAUCAAAGAUGCACAAAAAAAGCAGUGGGUCCUGUCCCCCUGAAGCCUGAGCUUCUCCACCUUCAACUACACCGGGUAUCUUUUCAUUGGUCUUUGUUUUUUUGGUACCAGGGAUCAAACUCGGGUCCUUGCGCUUGCACAACAGGCGGUGAAACCACUGAGCCAAAUCCCCGGCCCAUUGGUCUUUACUUUGGAGAAAGCAUCUUUUGCAACUUUCUAAAAUGCCAAAUGAAACAGCUGUGCAAGUUACCUGCUCUAGGGAAACCCUCAAAGCAAUAAAGAUGUGGCUGUGAAAACACCAA
Heterocephalus glaber (naked mole-rat) is the source of this 2084-nucleotide messenger RNA. It is a transcript of the gene Mpp1, whose product is annotated as MAGUK p55 scaffold protein 1. NCBI's taxonomy places the organism in Eukaryota, Metazoa, Chordata, Mammalia, Rodentia, Bathyergidae. Gene Ontology annotation, molecular function: protein binding. The record is from RefSeq and is a predicted model, not a curated record.